Messenger RNA from Onychomys torridus (southern grasshopper mouse), 2234 nucleotides. RefSeq names its product leucine rich repeats and WD repeat domain containing 1 (gene Lrwd1). The record is from RefSeq and is a predicted model, not a curated record. Gene Ontology annotation, cellular component: nuclear origin of replication recognition complex. Gene Ontology annotation, biological process: chromatin organization; establishment of protein localization to chromatin. The coding region runs from base 185 to 2131 and encodes 648 amino acids. The transcript is spliced from 15 exons. Gene Ontology annotation, molecular function: protein binding; chromatin binding. Lineage: Eukaryota; Metazoa; Chordata; Mammalia; Rodentia; Cricetidae.
GGAGUUGUAGUCCUCGCGCGCAGAGGCAGGAGGCAGGGCGCGCGGCAGGCGUUGUGCUUCCUUCCGGUCGCCACGGACUCUACAAGGUUUUGCUGUGCGCCAUCUCCUGGGCUCCGCGGCUGCGGGCGGGCGUUAGUGACCGGACUUCGUGGAGGCGCGGGUUCGGCUGAGCCCUCGGACACCCAUGGCUCCCCUCACUCAGCGGCUGCUCUUUCAACGCGGGCGACCCAAGACCAACAGUCUGGGGAAGAUCCGGAGUCUGGAUCUCUCGGGGCUGGAGCUGCUGUCAGAGCACUUGGACCCCAAUCUCCUGGGGCGCCUGAAGCAGCUGAAGGAACUUGACCUCUCCAACAACCUGCUGGAGACGCUGCCUGCCAACCUGGGCCUGUCCCAUCUGCGCAUCCUUCGCUGCACCAACAACCAGCUGGGGGACGUCACUGCCUUGCACCAGUUUCCAGACCUCGAGGAGCUCAGCCUGGAAGGCAACCCCUUCCUGACGGUCAAUGACAACCUGAAAGUCUCCUUUCUCCUGCCCAAGCUACGGAAGGUCAAUGGCAAGGAUGCAGCCUCCACCUGCUCACAGGUGGAAAACCUAAAUCGGGAGCUAACCAACAGGGUCACAGCUCACUGGAAGAAGUUCAUGGCCACUGUGAACCCUGAAGAGGAAGCUGACAAAUUCCAAGCUGACUUUGUGAGGUCUGCUGUCAGAGAUGUGCAUUAUGGCCCUGAGUCUCUCAGCGAGUUCACCCAAUGGCGGGUGCGGAUGAUCGCUGAGAAACUGGUGGCCUCCGGUGGGGCUGAGGUACAGGAAGCCAAUGUACCAAAGGAGCCUCCACAGGCUGCAGCUGUCUCCAAGCUCAGGGCCAGAAAGGUGGCCUCAAAACGGCCAGAUAAUUUCCCACUAGACCUCCCUUCCACCAAGCGAGUGUGUUUCUCCCCACCGGCUCAGACGGAGGACAGACCUGUGGACUUGGAUGGAGGCCAGGCUGCCCUCCACCUGGAACCCCUGCACUUCCUGCAGUGUCACAGCAGAAACAACAGCCCUAAGGACCUGGAGACCCAGCUGUGGUGCUGUGCCUUCGAGCCGGCCCGGGAGGAGGGGCACUCAGGGGCCACGUCCCAGACUGUGGCCACAUGUGGCGGAGAGGCUGUUUGUGUGAUAGACUGCCAGACGGGCAUCGUACUCCAUAAAUACAAGGUACCAGGCGAGGAGUUCUUCUCGGUGGCCUGGACAGCCCUGACGGUGGUCACCCAAGCAGGCCUCAAGAAGCGCUGGAACAUGCUGGCAGCUGCAGGCCUGCGGGGCAUAGUCCGGCUGCUCCACGUGCGUGCGGGCUUCUGCUGCAGCGUCAUCCGGGCCCAUAAGAAGGCCAUUGCCACCCUCAGCUUCAGCCAGACCCAUGAGACCCACCUCUUCACUGCCUCUUAUGACAAACGGAUCAUCCUCUGGGACAUUGGGGCGCCCGACCAAGAAUACAAAUUCCGGGCUAGCCAGCUCCUCAUACUCACCUGCAGCUCCACCCCCUUGCGUCUCUGCCCUGUUGCCUCCUGCCCGGAUGACCUCCUGCUGGCUGGCUGUGAGGGAGGCUGCAGCUGUUGGGAUAUUCGGCUAGACCAGCCCCAGAAGCAAAGGGUAUGUGAAGUGGACUUAGUCUUCUCUGAGGACCCUGAGAUGUCCGGACAAAGAGUGGACGGGCUAGCAUUUGUGAAUGAAGAUGUUGUGGCCUCCAAAGGGAGUGGAGAGGGCACCAUCUACCUGUGGAGCUGGAGGCAGACAUGGGCAGGCCGGAGCAGCCAGUCUGUACUGCCUGUGGUCAUCCUGGCCCGGCUGCAGUGGUCAUCCACCAAUUUGGCUUACUUCUCACUCAGCACCUGUCCAGACAAACACCUCGUGCUGUGUGGGGAUGAGGAAGGCAGUGUGUGGAUCUACGAUGUUGAACACCUACUAAAGCAGCCUCCUCCAGCAACAGCUCUGCAGGCCCCGACACAGAUCCUGAAGUGGCCUCAGCCAGUAGCACUGGGCCAACCAGUGACCAAGACCAUGGUAAACACAGUAGUGGCCAAUGCAGCCUUUACCUACCUCACUGCUCUGACGGACUCCAACAUCGUGUCCAUCUGGAGGAGUUGCUAGCUUGCGCAGGGCAGUAACCAGGGACACGGCUUAUUAGCUUGGGGCUAGUGAUCGAGGUAUUUGUAUCUGAGUAUUUUUAUUAAAUUCUCGAUUGUGGACUAGA